This is a messenger RNA of Pneumocystis jirovecii RU7, 2718 nucleotides long. Its product is annotated as oxysterol-binding protein related protein OSH3. Gene Ontology annotation, biological process: ER to Golgi ceramide transport; exocytosis; maintenance of cell polarity. The record is from RefSeq and is a predicted model, not a curated record. NCBI's taxonomy places the organism in Eukaryota, Fungi, Ascomycota, Pneumocystomycetes, Pneumocystales, Pneumocystaceae. Gene Ontology annotation, cellular component: cytosol; plasma membrane; intracellular membrane-bounded organelle. Gene Ontology annotation, molecular function: sterol binding. The transcript is spliced from 6 exons. Bases 1 to 2718 code for a protein of 905 amino acids.
AUGUCAGAACUGGAGACAGUUGAGGUCCAGGCACGGGACGUUUUAUUGCGGUGGAUUUAUAUUGGAGAUAAUGAAACGCUUACAUGGCAGCUAAAGCCGCACAAAAAGUCUAUAAGAUGUGGAAUAUGGCGUUUGCAAUCUGUUAUAAAGGUUCCUAUACAGGAUAAAGGGGAGAGGCAGCUGCUGGCAGUUUCGCCAAAGGCAACACAUCGACGUAUGUUGUCAAAACAACGAGGAAACACAAGAGAUGGAGUACUAAAAGAGCGUUUGAAGAGGGCUAGAUUAACAGAAGUGGUGCCUUUGAUGCGGUGUGAGGCAAAUCUUGUUGAAAAAGGGAGUUAUCAUGUGGGACCCAACUUGUUAAUUUGGUACUUUGAAGACAAUACAUUUUCAAAGCAGACAUCGAAGAUUGUGACAUAUGUGCUGACAGCGUAUUCAGCAUUUCCAUUACAGAUUUUGUCGUCUCAAAAUACAUCAAUGCAUAUGAUAUUUGAUACUGAUUCAUCUUCGGUCUAUUCUGGCAUUUUGCUUAAAAAGAGGCGAAGAAAGCUUCAAGGAUGGGCCCGUAGGUAUUUUACACUUAAUAUUUCCACAGCAGUUCUCGCAUAUACUGGAUCAACACGUUCAAUUCUUCGUGGUGUUAUCCCGCUUUCAAUUGCAGCGAUUAGUGUCAAUCCUAAAUUGAAAAAUAUUAAUAUUGAUACUGGCACUGAAGUAUGGAAUCUUCGUGUAUUAUCGGAUAAAGAUUGGGUCGGUUGGUGUCGAGCGAUUGAAAAAGCUAUGAAAAAUUGUCAUAUUAAGCGUAUGGAACAGCAAAGUAUUCUUGAUACAGAUGCAGUUUUGCCUAAAACUCAGUAUGAAAAUUUAAAUCGCCAACUUUGGUUGAAGGUUGAAAAUCUUGCGGAAAAAAUUGGUCUUAUUAAAUUGGAAAUCAGUAAGAUGAUUCAAGAAUGUAGUGGAAAUGAUAUGAGAAAUUGUUCUAAUAAUGAGAACUGUCGUGAAAUAUUGGGAUCUAGAAAUAAUGAACAGAAUAUUAAUACAUUGGUAUCUUUAAGACAUAAAAAUAAUUAUUCCUCAUCAACACUUGGUAAGUUUGCUACUAAGAUUGUAGUUUUUUUUCUAACGCUUAAAGAUGAUUCAACGUUAGGGCUAAAAUUAUCAACGCUUCAAAUUGAAUUAAUUAGUUCUGAGCUUGAAGAUAUUUCUACACAAUUUAAAUCGAUAUUAUCCGAACAUCGUGUUUUAGAUCAACAUACGUUAUGUAUAUCUGCAUUAAAAACGCCUGACAUUUCCAUAAGUUCUGUUAAUUCAAGAGCUAGCAUAGAUACUACUCUUACAAGAGAAGCAUGGUUUGAUGCACAAGAAAUACCAGAAAGCGCUACCCCAUAUAUAUUAAUUAGUAAUGCAGUUGAAGAUGGCGUUGUAGAGGAAUCAACAAGCGAUGAUGAAAAUAGAGUCCCCAAAUGUCUUCGACCUCAUGUUAUUAAAAAAUUAUCUCGCGAUAAGAAUGUGGCAUGGAAUAAGAAUAAACGAUCAUUAUAUCCCCUUCCAUAUCCAAAUAGAGUUCAACGUAGGAAUAAUAUUCCCCCAAUUACAGUUCCACCACCAAGUCUUUUAUCUUUUUUAAGAAAGAAUGUUGGAAAAGAUCUUUCGUCAAUUACUAUGCCAGUGCUGGCAAAUGAACCUUUAAAUCUUCUUCAAAGAGCUGCAGAGGAUUUAGAAUAUUGCGAAUUAAUUAAUCAAGCUGUUACUCGGCCGAAAAAAGAUGGUGAACGGAUUCUUUUCAUAGCGGCUUUUGCAAUUAGUUCAUUUUCUAGUAUGCGAUGUAAGGAACGGUUGGUCAGAAAGCCAUUUAGUCCUUUAUUGGGUGAAACUUUUGAACUUGUAAGAGAAGAUAAAGGCUAUAGAUUUCUGGCUGAAAAAGUUUCUCAUCGACCUGUGAUAAUCGCUUGUCAUGCUGAAUCAUCUUCAUGGUCAUAUUCUCAUUCUCCUAAACCAAAACAGCACUUUUGGGGAAAAAGCGUUGAGUUAGCCACUGACGGUUGUGUUCUUCUCAGGUUAAUUACUGGAGACGUUUAUUCGUAUAGGAAGCCUACAACAUUUCUUCGAAAUGUUGCAUUUGGAGAAAAAUAUACUGAGCCAGUAGGACAUAUGACAAUUGUAAAUGUUUGUUCAGGAGAAAAAGCAGUGGUUUCAUUUAAGCAAGGAGGGAUAUUUUCAGGAAGGAGUGAAGAAUUAUCUGUUCAGGCGUUUAGUGAAACUGGGGCCCUUCAGCCUUUAACACUGUCUGGUCGUUGGACAAGUUCUUUAAUCUUACAAAGAACUGAUGCUAAAUACAAAGAAGAAGUUAUAUGGACUGUAGGCGAGUUAGUUGAUGAACCAGGAUCUCACUGUGGAUUUACUAAGUUUGCAGCUACUCUUAAUGAGAUUACAUGUAUUGAAAAAGGGUUCCUUCCAAGGACUGAUACUAGAUUAAGAGAAGAUCAAAGAAGUAGAGAAAAUGGCAAUAUAGACGAUGCAGAGAAAAUAAAAAUAUUUUUAGAAGAAGAGCAAAGACAAAGAAGAAAAAAGAUGGAAGCAGAAGGCAAAGAAUGGGAACCUAGAUGGUUUACAUAUGAUAAAAAUAAAGAUCCCUCUUGGCUUAUUAAAAAUGGUGAAGAUAGUUAUUGGAUUCAACGAAAAAAGCAAAAUUGGACGGGUAUACCUGAGCUUUGGUGA